AUGACCGCCAACGGGACCUCGGCGCCGCUCCAGAUCCAGUUCGGGCUCAUCAACUGCGGCAACAAGUACCUGACGGCCGAGGCCUUCGGCUUCAAGGUGAACGCCUCGGCGCCCAGCAUGAAGAAGAAGCAGAUCUGGACGCUGGAGCAGGACGGCGACGACUCCAACGUGGUCUUCCUGAAGAGCCACCUGGGCCGCUACCUGGCGGCCGACAAGGACGGCAACGUGAGCUGCGAUCGGGAGCAGCCGGCCGCCGACUGCCGCUUCGUCAUCCUGGCCCACGACGACGGGCGCUGGUCGCUGCAGUCCGAGCCCCACAAGCGCUACUUCGGCGGCACCGAGGACCGCAUCUCCUGCUUCGCCCAGACCGUGUCGGCGGCCGAGAAGUGGAGCGUGCACAUCGCCAUGCACCCGCAGGUGAACAUCUACAGCCUCACCAGGAAGCGCUAUGCCCACCUGAGCGCCAAGCAGGAGGAGAUGGCGGUGGACCGCGACGUGCCCUGGGGGGUGGACUCCCUCAUCACCCUGGUCUUCCAGGACCAGCGCUACAGCGUCCAGACCUGCGACCACCGCUUCCUCCGCCACGACGGCCGGCUGGUGGAGAAGCCCGAGAAAGGCACCGGCUACACGCUGGAAUUCAGGUCCGGCAAGGUGGCCUUCCGGGACGGCGAGGGACGCUACCUGGCCCCCUCCGGGCCCAGCGGCACCCUCAAGGCCGGCAAGAGCACCAAGGUGGGCAAGGACGAGCUCUUCGUGCUGGAGCAGAGCUGCCCCCAGGUGGUCCUGAGAGCCGGCAACGAGAGGAACGUCUCCACCAGGCAAGGGAUGGACCUUUCAGCCAAUCAGGAUGAGGAGAGUGACCAAGAAACCUUUCAACUGGAGAUUAACAAGGACACCAAGAAGUGUGCCUUCAGGACCUAUACUGGGAAAUACUGGACCCUCACCUCCAACGGUGGGAUACAGUCCACUGCCUCGACGAAGAACGCCAGCUGCUACUUCGACAUCGAAUGGUGCGACAAGCGCAUCACCCUGAAGGCUGCAAAUGGCAAGUAUGUCACGGCGAAGAAGAACGGACAGCUCGCAGCCACUGUUGAGGCAGCAGGUGAGACAGAACACUUUGUGAUGAAGCUGAUUAACAGGCCAAUCAUUGUCCUUCGUGGGGAACACGGCUUCAUCGGCUGCCGCAAGGUGACGGGGACCCUGGACUGCAAUCGUUCAUCCUACGAUGUCUUUCAACUGGAGUUCAAUGAUGGUGCAUACAAUAUCAAAGAUUCCACUGGGAAAUACUGGAUGGUGGGAAGUGAGUCCUCUGUCACCAGCAGCAGCAAUACACCGGUGGACUUCUUCUUCGAGUUCUGCGACUAUAACAAAGUGGCUAUCAAAACCAACGGCAAAUACCUGAAGGGUGACCAUGCUGGUGUCCUCAAGGCUUCCACCGAUGCAAUCGACCCCUCCACCCUCUGGGAAUAUUAA
This is a messenger RNA of Emys orbicularis (European pond turtle), 1473 nucleotides long. RefSeq names its product fascin actin-bundling protein 1 (gene FSCN1). The record is from RefSeq and is a predicted model, not a curated record. Gene Ontology annotation, molecular function: actin filament binding; protein-macromolecule adaptor activity. NCBI's taxonomy places the organism in Eukaryota, Metazoa, Chordata, Testudines, Emydidae. The transcript has 5 exons. Gene Ontology annotation, biological process: cell migration; establishment or maintenance of cell polarity; actin filament bundle assembly. Bases 1 to 1473 code for a protein of 490 amino acids. Gene Ontology annotation, cellular component: cell projection membrane; lamellipodium; actin cytoskeleton.